GUCGAAGAGGGGGCAAAGGGUUCAGCAUUAAACAAUACCAAAGAACAUAUAUAAGCUACUUUAUAUAAAUAGCUUACGACUCUCUUUUCUUUCUUUCUCUCUCUCAUUCUCUUCAAAUGCUUCUCUUGGUCUUCUUUUUUUUCUGUUUUCAGAGAUUAUUGGCUCUAUCCACUUUUAAUGUUACGUUACCUGAGCCCAAUGCACCUUUUGUUGCAGGACAAAUGUUACCUAUAAGUUACACCUUACCAGAUGAUCCAAAUCUAUUUCGCACUUUACAUCUAUCCAUUCUCUUUACCACAACUGACCCCUCUCUUAACCAUACUGAAGCAGUUAUCACUCCAAACGCAGACACAUCACAGAGCUUUACUUUCAGAAAGGUUUAUAAUACUACAGUCUAUUAUGAACAUCAAUUGAGUUAUUCCAUUCCGAACAAUACACUUCCUGGUCAAUACUCUAUCGUCUUUGCUGACUCGAUCACUGGUGCGAAAGAAUCUGUACCAAUUACUGUUCGACCUUAUGCUCCACCUGCUCCACCUGCUCGUCCUUCUGGGAAACCAUUCUUUGUCAUCAGUGGAGCCCCUGCAUAUGUUAUGGUUACAUUGUCAUCAAUGACCACUUAUUGCUCUCUUGUAGUUUUCAUUAUUACCUAUUUAGCAUUAUGAAUCACGCCCUCCUUCUUCUAGUUAUUCUCGUG
This is a messenger RNA of Rhizopus microsporus ATCC 52813, 694 nucleotides long. RefSeq lists its product as uncharacterized. The record is from RefSeq and is a predicted model, not a curated record. The transcript is spliced from 3 exons. NCBI's taxonomy places the organism in Eukaryota, Fungi, Mucoromycota, Mucoromycetes, Mucorales, Rhizopodaceae. The coding region runs from base 117 to 662 and encodes 181 amino acids.